AUGUCAGGUUUGCAACUUCCAUCAAAUAUUUGUUUGGCCGAUCCUACAUUUUACAAGCCUUCAGAAGUAGACCUAUUGAUAGGAGCUGAUCUCUUCUGGGACUUAGUUGAGCCACAAAAAAUAAAAUUAGGUAAGCAGCAGCCUGUGUUAUGGAAAACUAAAUUAGGUUGGAUUAGUUCGGGUCCCUUAUAUUAUAAUAAUAAUAUUCUUUUAUCGAGUGAUAUUAAGUGUUAUUUUAGUUCCAUCAAUGAAAGUGUCGUUGAUGAUGGAAGGGAUGACAUCCGAACCGACUUAACGCGAUUUUGGCUCUUGGAAGAAAUAACCUUUAAGUCUCCUCAUUAUUCACCAGACGAAAAGCUCUGCGAGGAACAUUUUGUUAAAAAUACAUUCCGUCUUGUUGAUGGCCGCUUCUGCGUUCGAAUACCUCUCAAGAGUAGUCCUGAUGUAUUAGGGAAUUCUUUUCAAAGGGCCGAAAGAUGUUUAUUCUCAUUAGAACGCAGGUUAAUUAAAAAGCCGGACAUCAGUAAAAUGUAUCGAGAUUUUAUGACGGACUAUAAAUUGUUAGGCCACAUGAAUGAAAGUCACACUACUGAAUCGGAUCGACAGUCAUACUUUAUGCCUCAUCACGGUGUCUUACGCGAGAGCAGUACUACCACCAAGCUCCGAGUAGUAUUCAACGCGUGCUCUGCUACUUCAACAGGUGUUUCUUUUUAACGAAAUUCAGUUGGUUGGCCCUACAGUUCAGGAUGACCUUCUGUCUAUACUUCUUCGUUUUAGGCAACACAAGUACGUAUUAUCUGCCGACGUUGAGAAGAUGUAUAGGCAGAUAGUCGUACGUCCAUCUGACAGAUGUUUGCAGCAAAUACUUUGGCGCGAUGAUGUCAAACUAAAUACCGUCACUUACGGUACAGUAAGUGCACCAUUUCUAGCAACUAGAUGUCUCAUGCAAAUAGGCUUGGAUUGUACUAACCAAACUGUCACAGAAAUAAUCAAGCACGAUUUUUAUGUGGACGAUUUGCUAACUGGAGGAGACAAUUUAAGUUCUAUGCAAGGUAUACGUAACGAUAUCACGGAUGCGCUAGCAUCAGCUGGUAUGACUUUGCGGAAAUGGUUAUCAAAUGAACCUCAACUGGUGCUUGAUUCAAGUAAUUCAUCUCUAAAUUUAAAUAUUGGUUCUGAUGAGCCAAAUAAAUUGCUUGGUUUGGGUUGGCAGUCAAGCACAGAUAAGUUGUGUUUUCCAAUACAUUUGUCACUUCCCAACAGCAAAACAAAACGAGACUUGCUUUCACUACACAUUUUCACGGAUGCAUCUGAAAGCGCUUAUGGUGCUUGUGUGUAUGUCCGUAGUGUUGAUGUCAGUGGAGUAGUUAUGGUACGUCUACUGAUGGCAAAAAGUCGAGUGGCACCAAUUAAACCCACUAGGUUGGAAUUAUGUGGUGCCUUAGUGGGAGCUCGGUUAUUUGUUUUAGUUUUCUUUAAUUCAUUCUCUACAAUGGCUCGUAAUUGCAAUGAAAAUGAUGAUGAUAAGAUUGAUCCCGCGUCUGUAACAGCUAAUGUGAAAAGUAGUAUUAAACAAGAAGUCAUCAAAGAUCUUCUCAAUGGUUCAUUCCAAGACAACAAAACCAAGCUGGGCAAUGAUGCGUUAUCAUUAGUGGUAGAAGUGGCAAAAUGUCUUGUCACCGAAACAUGCCUUAGGGCAUCAAACCAGGCGCUGCGAGAAAGUUGUGACAGAGUCGAGCUGGAGCAUGUCGAGAAAUGCCUUCCACAACUGAUGUUGGACUUCCCCUAA
Molecule: messenger RNA, 1789 nt
Organism: Chilo suppressalis (striped riceborer)
Lineage: Eukaryota; Metazoa; Arthropoda; Insecta; Lepidoptera; Crambidae
Source: the annotation of a GenBank genome assembly